AGAGAACUCUUUAUCUUAUUCACCCUCUUCUUCUCGCCUACAGAAUGGUACUGCUGGUGGUAUUGCCUGGUUUGCUUCUUGUGUGGGCAGUGUGGAAGAUGCUGUACAUGGCGUGGUGGAAGCCAUUGAGGAUUCAAAGGUGGCUGAGGAAGCAGGGAAUCCAUGGCCCAUCCUACCAGCUCUUCUUUGGCAACACCAGGGAGACCAUGAGCAGAUUUUACGACAUAGCUCUACGGGUCCUUGCUUACCUUUACCACGUUGCCAAGGAAUAUGAGAAUGGUACUGCUGGUGGUAUUGCCUGGCUUGCUUCUUGCAUGGGCAGUGUAGAAGGUGCUGUACAUGGCAAGGUGAGCGUGGUUUGGUACGGGAGCACACCUGUGGUUCUUGUGGCGUCACCGGAACUGGCGGAAGAAAUUCUUGCCAACAAGUCUGGCCACUUCCUCAAAACCCCACCCCCCUCCAUCCUUGAGGGAAUGGUGCCAACUUUUUCUUUCAGCAAUAGUGAACUUUUAAAGACAUGGGAAAAGUUAACUGCUAUCAGCGGAUCCUGUGAAUUGGAUGUGUUUGCUGAGAUGCAGACACUCAAUGAAAUCAAAACCUCAAAGAUGCUGUUCGGGAAAGAUCAAAAAAAAGGAAAGCGACUGUUCCACAUCCAGAAAGAGCAAGCUAAAAGGGGAUUCCAAGAUCUUUGGAAAAUGCGGUUGCCUGGAUUCAGAUUCAUCCCGACAGAGGGAAGCCUUAGGAUGAAGAAGCCCAACCAAGAAGCGACGAUCAUCCUGCAAGACAUCAUAAGGAAGAGGAUCGAGGAGAUGAAUACUGAAGAUGCCAGGAAUGAUGAUGUGUUGACACUGCUAUUGGAAGCAUACAUGAUUGACAAUGAUCCAAACGAACCAGAGAGCUUCAAGAAGGUUGGGAUAUCAAUGGAUGCAAGGUUGGUCAAAUUGUUCCUUUCGAAGUCUCCGCAUUUUUCCUUCCAACAACAGGAAAGCCACAGGUCAGGACAGCAGGCUGGGUUCACAGAAGCUUCGUCAUACAAAUAUAAGUCGCACAGAGAAGCCUGUGUAGCAAGUCACAGCCUGUAUAAAUGGAGGACUCCUCCCAGGCGUUGCCCACUAUUAUCAUCCUUUGGUUUACUGCUUACUGGUUCUUCCGAUCAAUUGCUACGUGAGAAUGGGAGCAUCAGCUACCUUUCUUCUGCUGCUCUCUUGUUCUGUUCUUCUGUAUUGGGUGGUGAAGUUGGUUUACUCACAGUGGUACAAACCAUGGAAGGUGGCAGCAUACCUGAAGCAGCAAGGCGUCCAUGGCCCCCCUACAAGCUCUUCGUCGGCAAUGUCAUGGAGGACGUCGGUAUGGCCAAGCAAGCCUGGACCAAGCCCAUGGACAUGUCUCACGCUAUUGUACCGCGCGUCACCCCAUUCUCGGCCGAAAUGCAGAAAAAAUAUGGGAAGAUGUUUCUCUUAUGGUCCGGUGCGUCCCCUGUGGUGACCAUUACGGAUCCGGAGAUGGUGAAGGACAUCCUGACCAAUAAGUUUGGCCACUUUGGGAAGCCACCGGUACAUCCUCUUUUAAAGUUUGUGGCUCUGGGAAUUACGACCUUGGAAGGAGAACAGUGGGCAACGCGUAGAAAAAUAAUCAACCCCGCCUUCUAUCUUGACAAGCUAAAGGGGAUGACACCUGCAUUCGUAGCCAGUUGUGAACAAUUGAUCAAGAGAUGGGAGAAUGCAGCAUCUGCUCAAGGGUCCUGUGAGUUGAACGUAUGGGAAGAACUCCAGGCUCUUACUUCGGAUGUGAUCUCCAGAACAGCAUUCGGCAGCAGCUAUGAAGAAGGAAAGCAGAUAUUCAAUACUCAGAAGGAGCAAAUGAAACUAUUGCUUGACGCUGUUACCUCAAUUUUUAUCCCCGGACUGAGAUAUCUUCCCACAAGGAAGAAUAUGAAGAUAUGGAGGCUCCACAAAGAGGUUACAUCCAUGUUGAGGACUAUGAUAGACAAGAGAGAAGAGGAGAUAAAGUUGGGAAUUGCUAGAGAUGAUGAUCUGUUGGGGUUGCUGCUGAAAUCAAACAAGAAUGAUGAUGACUAUGAGCUGCAUGAUAACAAUCAUGGUAUCAAGAAGGAGGGGAUGACAAAGGAUGAGAUUAUAGAGGAAUGUAAAUUGUUCUACUUUGCUGGGCAAGAGUCUACUUCAGUGUUGCUGACGUGGACUAUGAUUUUGCUUUCAAUGCAUCCGGAAUGGCAGUCGCGGGCUCGGGAUGAGGUUUUUGAAGUCUGUGGGAACAAAACUCCAACUUUUGAUAGUUUAAGUCAUCUCAAAACUGUUACCAUGAUCCUUUAUGAAGUUCUGAGGUUGUAUCCUCCAUUUUUCAUCAAUGUUAGAUAUAUUUGCAAGCCAGUGAAACUAGGAGAUGUAACUUUUCCAGAGGGUGUCCAACUAUUGAUGCCAAUACUUGGUAUUCACCAUGAUCAUGAUACAUGGGGGAAUGAUGCAGAUGAAUUUCAGCCGCAGCGAUUCUCCAAUGGAAUUUCAAGUGCUUCAAAACAUCAAUUGGCAUUCUUCCCAUUUGGCUGGGGUCCAAGGAUCUGCCUUGGACAGUCGUUUGCUCUAAUUGAAGCCAAGAUGGCUUUAUCAAUGAUUCUGCAACGUUUCUCAUUCAAGCUCUCACCGGCCUAUGUUCAUGCUCCUUGGACAGUUGUAACCCUUCAGCCUCAGCAUGGAGCUCCAAUUAUAUUCCAUCCUAUAUGAAACGCCUAUGCAAGAAAAGUGAAACAAGGCAGCACAGUUUCUCUUGCAGUAAGGGCUUAAGGUUCACGAUGAUUGAUAUGGUGCUAAGAUCAUCUGCAAUUUAUAUAUUUGUCUUGCUACCUGUUACUUAUUUCCACAAAUCUUAUAGAUGAUAAUACUUGUAAGUUGUAACCUUAGGAUCUUGUUCCUACUGUCCCUAGAGAUUGUUGUGUAGCCAGAAUCCCUACUAUUUUUCUUUCGUUUUAAGAAGAUAGAUAUUUGUAACCUCAAGAUCUUGUUGAUUUGAUGAGAACCAACUUUGGCUUUCCACUGUAA
This is a messenger RNA of Nymphaea colorata (pocket water lily), 3053 nucleotides long. Its product is annotated as cytochrome P450 CYP72A219-like. The coding region runs from base 45 to 2738 and encodes 897 amino acids. The transcript has 10 exons. The record is from RefSeq and is a predicted model, not a curated record. Lineage: Eukaryota; Viridiplantae; Streptophyta; Magnoliopsida; Nymphaeales; Nymphaeaceae. Gene Ontology annotation, molecular function: oxidoreductase activity, acting on paired donors, with incorporation or reduction of molecular oxygen; monooxygenase activity; heme binding.